GCGAGAGGAGUUUGCAGCACAACCGUGUUCCAUUCCUUUCCAUCUUCUGCUACUUUUAGGAGCUCAUAGAACGAGCGAAAUCGGUUGAGAGCAGAUGCUGUGUUGUUUGGCUCCCCCCGUCAGGAGUUGAAGCCGUCCGUGUGCAUACUCUGCAUAUCACAGGCUUUGGUCUCUCCUCUUUCUGUAGCUGCUGUAGGACUGGCUAUGGCCACCUCUACUUCCGGGUUCCGUCAUUUCAUUCUCCCGCCGAUCAGCGCCGCGAACUGACUCUGUUCUAUAAGCAAGCUAGCAGCCAACCUGCCAACACUCGCUGACACUCACUCAUCUCAGACUGCGAGAUAGACGAAAUACCUACCGGGAGAAGGAAAGAUCUGAAUUGCAAUCUCUUAAUUUCUUUUUCUUUUUUUCUUUUUUUACAGUAAUGAUAAAACAAGAUAGCGAUCCGGAGGCAUAAAGGAGACGCGGAGUUGUUGGAUGAAAACGGGCUAAAAAGAUUCAUCCUCUCUUGAACAUCAUCACCAACCAUCAUUCAUUCAUUACCUUGACAACCUCUGGCUUUGAUUGACAGCUGGAGUGGCAAAAAGCCAUGAGACACGACAGUUUAGUUACAUGCAGGUUGUUGAUGGGCCGAUUGUAACCUUCAGUUUGGUGGUUGACAUUUUUUUUCUUUUUUGGGGGCUAAGAGGAAAACAAGAAAAAUUGCAAAACUCCUGAUGCCUCUGCUUGUUCUGAACCACAUUGGAGAAUAGGAGAAUUCACCAAGUUGGUUGAAAAAGGAAUCUUACCAGUAAAUCACAUUCUUACCAGACUGGGAUAUUAAAUAUACGACACAUCCAGGAGUUUAUUGGAGCGCAGCCUGAUGGCGCAAAGGUACGAUGAACUGGCCCAUUAUGGGGGAAUGGACGGAGUUGGAGUUCCGGCGUCUAUGUACGAUCCCCACGCUCCCCGGCCGCUUCCCCAGGUUCACCACUUGAAUCAUGGACCCCCGCUCCACGGCCAGCACUACGGUGCUCAUGCACCCCAUCCCAACGUUAUGCCCACUAGCAUGGGCUCGGCUGUCAACGAUGUUUUAAAGAGGGACAAAGAUCUAAUAUAUGGUCACCCUUUAUUCCCCCUGCUUGCCUUGGUUUUUGAGAAGUGUGAGCUGGCGACGUGCACUCCCAGGGAGCCCGGGGUAGCAGGCGGCGACGUCUGCUCCUCCGACUCUUUCAACGAGGACAUCGCAGUCUUUGCCAAACAGGUCCGCGCAGAAAAACCUCUAUUCUCUUCAAAUCCAGAGUUGGACAAUUUGAUGAUACAAGCCAUACAAGUUUUGCGGUUUCAUCUUUUGGAGUUAGAAAAGGUUCACGAGCUCUGCGACAAUUUUUGCCAUCGGUACAUCAGUUGUUUGAAAGGGAAAAUGCCAAUAGAUUUAGUAAUUGACGAACGGGAUGGCAGCUCAAAAUCGGACCACGAGGAGCUUUCGGGAUCUUCAACCAACUUAGCAGAUCACAACCCAGCGUCCUGGAGAGACCACGAUGACGCCACGUCCACACACUCGGCUGGCACGCCCGGCCCCUCCAGCGGCGGCCACGCCUCGCAGAGCGGCGACAACAGCAGCGAACAAGUCCCCUCGUUUCGCCCAGGAGACGGCCUAGACAACAGCGUCGCCUCGCCCGGCACAGGGGACGAUGACGACCCGGACAAGGACAAGAAGCGGCAGAAGAAGAGGGGCAUCUUCCCCAAGGUCGCCACCAACAUCAUGCGCGCCUGGCUCUUCCAGCACCUCACGCACCCGUACCCCUCAGAAGAACAGAAAAAGCAGCUAGCUCAAGACACGGGCCUCACCAUCUUACAAGUAAACAACUGGUUCAUUAACGCCAGAAGAAGAAUAGUACAGCCUAUGAUUGACCAGUCAAAUCGAGCAGGUUUUCUUCUUGAUCCUUCAGUGAGCCAGGGAGCGGCGUACAGUCCGGAGGGCCAGCCCAUGGGCAGCUUCGUGCUGGACGGCCAGCAACACAUGGGAAUCCGGCCAGCUGGGGAGUUCGUACCUCAGACUGGCCCUAUGGGCAUGAGCAUGGCCCCACCUGGAUUCGCCCCUCCCCAGAUGAUGACCCCGCACCCCUCCCAGCUCCGACAUGCCCCGGCCCUGCACCCGUAUCUGCCAGGACCUCCUCUUCCUCAUCCUCAUCCGCAUCCUCAUCCUCACCACCCCCACCACCACCAUCCUCACCACAACCCCCACGCCCACGCCCACGGCCAUCCUCCGCGGCCCCAUCACCCACAGCACCCCCACCACGCCCAGCCCCACCCGGCCAUGCUGAUGCACAGAGAGCCCCCACCAGGACUGACCAUGUCUGCACAGAGCCCCCCUCUCGUUGACCACCAUCACAGCGCCGCUGGACAAGACCUGGACAUCCACGUCUAGUCUGCUGCGCAAAAGGGAACCUGCCUACCCCUCCCCCCAACCCAACCAACCAACCAACGUACAGUACGUGCAAGCAAGCACCAAGCACGACAAAGACAAAACACGACAAAGAAAAACAAACUUAACUGACAGCGAACACAACCUCCCUCUCCGGCAAAAUCAACAAAACACGUCGAUUUGAGACUAUUUUUUUCCAGGAAAAAAAGGAGACCCAUUUUGACCAUGAUUAGAUAAUACGGAGAAUGAAAAAAAAGAGAUGGAAUUCCAUAUGAGCUGUGAGAAGUUUUUUUCUUUUUCUUUUUAAUCUUGUCAAUUUUGUUACUUUCACCAACGGAGGACCAAGCUGACAAGAACACUUAGUAAAGUCUUGGGCUUUUGUUAAAGAUCAACAGAAGAUGUUUCAAUUUACAACAUGACUCCAAGUGCACACGUUCACACACAAACACACACAUAUACACGCACAUACCUACUUACGCGUGCACUCUCUCACACACACUAACCUAAACACUUUCUAAAGCACUCCUUGAGUGACACAUUCAAACCAUUUUAAAGAAAAAAAAACACUCUGGAAGGGUUAAAAGAGCAAAAAAAACAUCAACUCAAAAACAGACUCCAAGAGUUAUAACUACUGUAGUAUAAAAAACGUAUAGAAACUAAGUUAAAACUUGUGCAUUUUUUUUUUCGUUGGAUCACAAAAUUUAUGUUUCCUGAGCUUAGUUCUAGAGUAUGAAAAAAGGUUAACCCCUCCCACUCCCCUCCCUCUUGCUUUUUCACACUGUGUGUGCUGUUCGCCGAAGGAGAGACUGUCUUGUUGCAGCAAUAAACCAGGAAAAACAUCUCAACCAACCUCUGCCCCUUACAAAAUGCAAACUCGACGGCUAGCAAGGGCAGCAGGCUCUGUGAGUUCCUGACCAGGAAAAGAACUAGCACGACGGGAGAGAACAAGAGAGCAUGGCUGCCAACCCAGUCGCUCUGCUCUCCACAAGAUUCUUGUUUGAACAGUUUUUUUAACCAGCUCCCUGUUUCUCUUCUCUUUUUUUUGGUUCAUGAAUGAAUGUUGCCCCGUAGGUUAAGUCCUUAGUUUUGAAUUGCCCAAGCACUGGAUUGUGUUGGUUUUAUACAUUUUUAUUUUAUUAUUUUUAUUGUUUUUUUUCUAUCUGGGACUCUUUGAGAAAGAGCCUAUGGAAGGGAUCUUACCAGUGGGGGUAAAAGAGCACCCUGCACUGGGUUUCCUUCAUCUUGGGAUCGACAUUAACUUGCCAUACGGACAAUGCCGACACAAUGUUGGAUUCUUUGGCACUGACAGAAGCUAUUGAUGGUCGAUGCACCAAAAAAGAAAAGAAAAAACACUAAUGCGUACAAAAAAAGAAGACAAAAAAAGAACUUAAAUUAUGAACUCAAAGCUUGGAGAAAAAAGCUAAGAGAAUAUUGUAACAAACUUCGUACAGAGUUCAGUCUAUUAAUUGUUUCAUGU
Messenger RNA from Engraulis encrasicolus (European anchovy), 3881 nucleotides. It is a transcript of the gene meis2a, whose product is annotated as Meis homeobox 2a. Lineage: Eukaryota; Metazoa; Chordata; Actinopteri; Clupeiformes; Engraulidae. Gene Ontology annotation, molecular function: RNA polymerase II cis-regulatory region sequence-specific DNA binding; DNA-binding transcription activator activity, RNA polymerase II-specific. Gene Ontology annotation, biological process: embryonic pattern specification; eye development; positive regulation of cell population proliferation. The transcript has 12 exons. The record is from RefSeq and is a predicted model, not a curated record. Bases 860 to 2407 code for a protein of 515 amino acids.